AUGGAGGAUUCCGUCGUACGGAACGUCUCAAUUCAUGACAUCCUCAACAGCAAGUCUAAUCUCCCGUUCACAACCAGAUCAGCCUGGCAACAGAUCCAACACGACUGUCCCGACCUUCGUAGAGUACACGCCCACCUUAAUCGAGGCACACGCCCGUCCAAGAAGCUUAGAACAAAAACAAGAACCCAGUCGCCGAGAAGGCUGUCCGUGAACUUGAGGAAGAGCUCAUCAGACAAGAGCCCGAUGGCAGACCGGUAAGUGCAGUUGGCCUUGCUCUCGCCACUGCCCGUAUUAACUCCCGUCUUCGCCUUCCUGGCCUAUCAUCUCGCGAGUUGUGGAGUCAACGCAAUCAGUUCACGCACGAACAUUUGCCGUUGCUGAUUACGACCUCAUACUUGGUAGACACGAGCAACGUUCCACUAACUAUGCCUCCAGUUAG
Porites lobata is the source of this 439-nucleotide messenger RNA. NCBI's taxonomy places the organism in Eukaryota, Metazoa, Cnidaria, Anthozoa, Scleractinia, Poritidae. The record is from the annotation of a GenBank genome assembly.